This is a messenger RNA of Neurospora crassa OR74A, 450 nucleotides long. RefSeq lists its product as hypothetical. The transcript has a single exon. NCBI's taxonomy places the organism in Eukaryota, Fungi, Ascomycota, Sordariomycetes, Sordariales, Sordariaceae. Bases 1 to 450 code for a protein of 149 amino acids. The record is from RefSeq and is a predicted model, not a curated record.
AUGGGCUGGACCAUGACCAUGAUCCUCAGUUCCACUCGCACCCUCCAAAAGGAGCAACUGGAGGUACUAGAAGUCAUCUCGAUGAACAUGCGCACAGCCAACGACACUCUGACGGCACUCAAGUCAACAGUCGCGACCACGGAGAGGAGCGUGGCCAUCUUAGAGACACAGGCGAGGCAGCUCGAUGUCCUUUUGCAGAAAAUGGGUGUGAAGGGGGGGAAGAGGCCUUGGAUGUCUGGUCUUGCUAGACAUGGACUUACAGGUGAUUGUCAUGGAAGUGAAAGGCAACAGGGACCGGAGCAGGAGGCUUCCGGAGGGCCUCCCCCACAGCCGCUUAGGGUGGCUCUUGGUUUGGAUGGAGAUAGUACCUCUACCUCUACAUGCGAGAGCGGAGGUCGGAGAGGUGGUAUUGCAGGAGGAUCUGGAGAUUCCAGCGCAGCUGGCGCAUAG